Molecule: messenger RNA, 693 nt
Organism: Cariama cristata (Red-legged seriema)
Lineage: Eukaryota; Metazoa; Chordata; Aves; Cariamiformes; Cariamidae
Product: peptidyl-prolyl cis-trans isomerase FKBP5-like
Exons: 3
Molecular function (GO): protein binding
Source: RefSeq, a predicted model, not a curated record
GAAGGCAAAUACCUGCAGGCGGUGAUUCAGUAUGGGAAGAUCGUGUCCUGGCUGGAAAUGGAGUAUGGCUUGUCUGAGAAAGAGUCGAAAGCCUCCGACUCCUUCCUCCUGGCUGCCUUCCUCAACCUGGCCAUGUGCUACCUGAAGCUGCGAGAGUACGCCAAAGCCGUCGAGUGCUGCGAUAAGGCGCUCGGACUGGACCAGGACAACGAGAAGGGUUUGUACCGGAGGGGUGAAGCCAGGUUAUUGAUGAACGAGUUUGAGCUGGCAAAAUGUGACUUUCAAAAAGUGCUGGAAGUGAAUCCCCAGAACAAAGCGGCCAAAUCCCAGAUCUCCGUCUGCCAGAAGAAAACAAAGGAGCACAACGAGCGGGACCGGAGGAUCUACGCCAACAUGUUCACAAAGUUUGCGGAGAGGGAUGCAAAGGAAGCCGCUAGCAAAAUCGGGGUCGAAAAAGCAGCGGAGAAAGCAGCUUGUGAAAAGGGACCGAAAACUCCUGGUGCUGAAGAUGAAGAGGCUGAAGGACACGUAUGAUGGAGGAGGAGGGGAAGGGAGAGCCUCCUGACCUCGGCCCGCGCAGAAAAAGGUCGCUGCCAGACUUUGGGACUCGCCAGUGUUUUCUUGUAAAGCUUGUUACCGUUUGUGUGAUCGUGGAAGCAAAAAGCGCCUCGGAAAGAAAAACAAACCCCGUCC